CAACAACCCGCACAGAACAGACAGAAAUCCAACAUAAAGAGCCUAUCCCUUUCCAUUGUGAAGAAUGACCAUUUUAAUUUUAUUUUAUUUCUGAUGCUACUGUCAAAUGAACUAAUGCAACUCUAAGAAGAAUAAAAUAUGCGGCUGAUUAAUAGAGACCGAACACAAGAAGCUAUUAGCAUCACCCCUGCUUGGUCCUCGAACCAAAAAUCCUCUUGCUCCCCACGCCAGUGCUUUACCCGCUAAACCACGCAGGAAAAUCCCAGAAGGGCCUCGGAGGCUACAAACACACACCACUCUCCCUUCCUAGAUGGGCUACGCCGAACUUCCGCUACUGGCUCCGCCUUUUCCUUCUCUUGGCCCCGGCUCCCGUUUCCAGCCUGGAGACAGAGAUCCAGUAAGAGUUUCCAACGGAUUUAUGGGGCGGAGGGCACGGGGGUGGGGAGCUUUACUGUCUCUGCGGGGCAGAGACCUGGUUGGGGUACAAAGGGCAGAGGUGGACGAUCUAAUGGAGAUUCACGUAGGGCUGCGGAGGGGGAAGGCCGCCUCUGCUCCUCUAAAAUUAAACUCCCCUAUAAUUCUGGGAGGCAGGAGGGCUCCUUCAUCCAGUCCGCUUGCAACCCCCCUAAUUUCGUCUCACCUUUUUUUUUCAUCCUAUGGUGGAAGCGUAACUUAACCCCAAGUUUUCAGGAGCAAGGUCACUUAAUGGGGAUAUAUUUGACAGACAGGUGUGUGCCAAUGCAGCAGCCCUAAACUGUCAGCUGCAAUGCUUAUUUAUUUAUUGACUAGUAACUUUUAAAAAACAAAACAGUGGAUGUAGUGUCAGGUUGUUCAUCAUUUUGUGGCAUUACCUAUUCUCCAGCAGUUUUCCAGGAUCUCAGACAUACAGGAAUUUUCUCAUCCGUGCUUGUGAGAUACUUUAUCAAAGGCCGGGAAGUUCAUGGCCCUCCAGGUCUGAAAUCUUACACCACAAUAAAUCUGUUAACAACAUAAAAGAACCUGCUGGAUCAGACCGGGGGGUGGGUGGGAUCUAGUCCAGCAUCCUGUUCUUACAGUGGCUAUGGGAAACGUGCAAGUGGGAUUUGAGUAUAAGAGCACUCUCCCCUCUUGUGGUUUCCAGCAACUGGUAUUCAGAAGCAUCACUGCCUCUGACCGUGGAAGCGGAGCACAGCCAUCAAGUUAAAGUACUGCAACACACCUUUCUCAUGAUUAAGAUCUAGGCAUCACACACUGGCAGUACCAGCUUUUCCACAGCAAUAAUUUUGUCCUGCUUUCUCAGUUAGUGUGUGGUGUUGAUGUGCACUGGGCUUGAAGCAUUUUUACUAGCAUCUAGCAUUAAUACUUAGAGGAGCCUGGGUUUUCAAGACUAGCAAACCUGGGGUGUUCCUCUGCCUUUCUUACGGCUAUAAUGUAAGGGGAAAUGCUGUUUCUGAAGAAGGUUGUUUAAAGUGUUUUUAAUAUUACGUUUUUUAAUUGCUGUGAUCUGCCCUGGGACUUGGUGGUGAAGGGUAGGAAAUAAGCCAAACAGAUACAUUUAUUAUUUGUUUCAUUUGUUUAUUUCAUGAAAUUUAUUUACUGUUUGAUUGUUUAAAAAAACCCCAACAGAUAGGUUUAUAAAAAGAAUAAAACAACAAAAUUAUUACUAAAAACAAUUAAAACAUUCAGAAAAUUAAAACCAGUAAUAAACUAAAAACACAUCAGCAUUCUAAAUAUCUAGGUAGGCUUGUUAUUAUAAAUAAUAAUAGGUGUGUUGGCUUGGCUGUACUUUGCCACUGGCUGUUAAAAUGAUACCUUGUUCUUGCUUCUCAGGGUGUUUGUAACUGAGCCAUGUCUGCAUUGCGUGGUGCUGUCCACGCAAAAUGGAUCAUAGGGAAAGUCAUUGGGACCAAGAUGCGUAAAACAGCCAAAGUGAGAGUGACGCGGCUGGUGCUGGAUCCUUACUUGCUAAAGGUAAACUUUCCUUUGGGGUUGAGUUCCAUCAGUAUGAUGGAGAACUUCAGUCAAUGUCAGGGCUGAGCAGCUAUCCCGGUUCAGUCUUGCUGGCACUCAGGUUUCUCUGAAUCAUUUGCCUACCACUGAAUAAUCCAUGUGCUCUUUCCUCUCUUCUCCCACAGUUCUAUAACAAGCGGAAAACAUACUUUGCUCAUGACCCCCAGCAGCAGUGCAUUGAGGGAGACAUCGUUCUCUUAAAAGCUUUGCCCGAACGGAGGAGCAAGCACGUGAAACACGAACUGGCUGAGAUUGUGUACAAGGUUGGGAAAAUCAUUGAUCCAGUGACGGGGAAGCCUUGUGCAGGCACUAGGCUACUGGAAAGUGUAACGGACUCAGAAAACCUGACCGAUAGAGAUACCAGUUACCUUAGUGAAAAGCUCCAAGAAUUAACUGUUUCUUCUUCAGAUAAAUGAUGGGGGUGAGAACAGGGUAGGCAGCAUAAUCUGAGACUUUCCAUGUGCUUCUGUGGAUGAGCUUGUAUGUAACACAAUGUUUAUGUGUUCUUUCUGAAAUUGUUAUGAUUCAUAAUAAACUUGAAUUAACCUGCUCACAGGACAACAGAAA
Molecule: messenger RNA, 2556 nt
Organism: Podarcis lilfordi (Lilford's wall lizard)
Lineage: Eukaryota; Metazoa; Chordata; Lepidosauria; Squamata; Lacertidae
Source: the annotation of a GenBank genome assembly